Molecule: messenger RNA, 1734 nt
Organism: Octodon degus (degu)
Lineage: Eukaryota; Metazoa; Chordata; Mammalia; Rodentia; Octodontidae
Gene: Galr2
Product: galanin receptor 2
Exons: 2
Coding region: 125-1252 (375 amino acids)
Biological process (GO): positive regulation of cytosolic calcium ion concentration; adenylate cyclase-modulating G protein-coupled receptor signaling pathway; neuropeptide signaling pathway
Cellular component (GO): membrane
Molecular function (GO): galanin receptor activity
Source: RefSeq, a predicted model, not a curated record
UCCGGCGCCUGCAGCCCCGCGGAGUCUGGCUGGGCCCCCUCGGCGGCCCAGGCGGCGAAAAGUUGUGUUCUAACCAAGACCCAGACCUUUGCAGGAGCCACGCAGCUUCGGGGUUGGUGUCACCAUGAACGCCUCGGGCAGCCUGGGGGGCGAGAACGCAAGCCAGGAGGGCGGCGAGGUUGGCUGGCAGCCAGAGGCGGUCCUCGUGCCCCUGUUCUUCGCGCUCAUCUUCCUCGUGGGCACCGUGGGCAACGCCCUGGUACUCGCUGUGCUGCUGCGCGGCGGCCAGGGGGUCAGCACCACCAACCUGUUCAUCCUCAACCUGGGCGUGGCCGAUCUGUGCUUCAUCGUGUGCUGCGUGCCCUUCCAGGCCACCAUCUACACUCUGGAGGGCUGGGUGUUCGGCUCCGGGCUCUGCAAGGUCGUGCACUUCCUCAUCUUCCUCACCAUGCACGCCAGCAGCUUCACCCUGGCCGCAGUCUCCCUGGACAGGUAUUUGGCCAUCCGCUACCCGCUGCAUUCCCGCCAGCUGCGCACUCCUCGAAAUGCGCUGGCGGCCAUCGGGCUCAUCUGGGUGCUGGCGCUGCUCUUCUCCGGGCCCUAUCUGAGCUACUACCGCCAGUCGCAGCUAGCCAACCUGACUGUGUGCCACCCAGCCUGGAGUGCGCCUCGCCGCCGCGCCAUGGACCUCUGCACCUUCGUCUUCAGCUACCUGUUGCCGGUGUUGGUUCUUGGCCUGACCUAUGCACGCACCCUGCGCUACCUCUGGCGCGUUGUAGACCCUGUGGUUGCAGGAUCUGGUGCCAGGUGCGCCAAGCGCAAGGUGACUCGCAUGAUCGUCAUCGUGGCGGCGCUCUUCUGCCUCUGUUGGAUGCCUCACCACGCGCUUAUUCUCUGCGUGUGGUUCGGCCACUUCCCCCUCACACGUGCCACUUACGCCCUGCGUAUCCUCUCGCACCUGGUUUCCUAUGCCAACUCCUGCGUUAACCCCAUAGUCUAUGCGCUGGUCUCUAAGCACUUCCGCAAAGGCUUCUGCAAGAUCUGCGCAGGCCUGCUAGGUGGUACUCGGCGGCGCCAAGCCUCUGGCCCAGCGUGCGUGGCGUCACUGGGCAUUCACAAUGGCAGCGUGCUGGAGCGUGAGUCUACCGAACUGACGCACAUGAGCGAAGAGGCCAGGGGCCCGUGUCCCUGUCCUGAUUCCUUCCAGCUGCACAGUCCCUGGACCAUCAAAAUGCCUCCAACAAGAUCUUGACCAUUAACAUGACCUCAAUCCUCAAGGCACUUAAGCCUGUAACUUUGGGCAUUUUAAGAGUUGGAGGCAGAGGCUGGAGACUGUGAGAGUUUCAUCUAUUAACCAAAAGUAAAAACCAUUUCACCCAGUGACUUGCUCUGUCCAAACAACACAUUGUGAAGGCCCAUGAGGAAAAGACUCUAGAACUUCACAGGGGAUUCCUGAUGGAUGGGUGAAGGGCACUUUGCUGUUGGGGCAAAGGGAAUGUCCACACUGAGUUCAGCAGCCUUAAAAUAAAAGUGUCUAUCUGGAGCUGGGGAGUGAAGGACCACCAACACGCUUCACAUGUGGUUGUUAGAGGCAGCAGGUGUAUGUGGACUGCUGAACCAUCAGCCAGUGUACAACAGAGGUAGGCAGAGUAUUUAAAUGUUCAAUAAAGUCCUUGACAAAUGUAAACACUGCGUGUUCCUAGUUGCAUUCAUGCACAAAUUCCUAACUGGUCC